Molecule: messenger RNA, 2105 nt
Organism: Olea europaea var. sylvestris
Lineage: Eukaryota; Viridiplantae; Streptophyta; Magnoliopsida; Lamiales; Oleaceae
Product: MACPF domain-containing protein CAD1-like
Exons: 6
Coding region: 206-1900 (564 amino acids)
Biological process (GO): plant-type hypersensitive response; regulation of salicylic acid mediated signaling pathway
Cellular component (GO): plasma membrane
Source: RefSeq, a predicted model, not a curated record
GUUUACUUGAGCAAAUUACCAAAGCAACAGCACCACCAUCAACAACUUUGUUGUCAAGUCCAAAGUCCAACCUCUGACUCACCAACACAGCCACAAGUCGGCUCCUUAUCCCCUCCCACCCACCACCAAUUCAAAUCAAAGCCAAAGUUUCAAUCUUUUUCCAGUAUUACAAUGCAAUGAAGGAUUCAUAAGUUUUUACUAUUCAAUGGAGAACAGUACAGCAAUUUCAGAAAAUGCACUGCUUACCACAAUCUGCAACUCAAUUCAAACAUUAGGCCGUGGGUUUGAUGUUACAUCGGAUAUUAGGCUGCUGUACUGUAAAGGGGCUCCUGGUUCUCGCUUAGUGCAAAUCGAUGAAGAUCACACCCAGAAUCUAGAAAUCGCCGAAAAUCAGGUUAUCCCAAAUGUCUCUAUUGACAUCGACUGCUCCAAGGGCCGCAGUUCCACAGAGACAACCCCGGUUUUGCCCUUCCAUGAGAUGGCAAAAUACUUCAGUGAAAAGUCUAAUGUACCUGGACACGUGCCACUAGGAAGCUUUAAUGCUAUGUUUAAUCUCACUGGCUCUUGGCAACUUGAUGCAGCAGCUACAAAGUCCCUUGCAAUGGUUGGUCGUAUCAUGCCAUUAAUUAAGGUCAAACUAUCAAAAUCUAAUUUAGUUUUGAAUGAUGACAUCAAGAACACAGUUCCCUAUUCUUGGGACCCCGCAUCAUUGGCAAGCUUUAUUGAGAAUUAUGGCACCCAUAUUGUCACCUCUGCAACAAUUGGUGGAAGGGACGUGGUCUAUAUUAGACAGCAUCAGUCAUCACCUUUGUCAUUGUCAGAUAUUGAAAACUAUGUGAAAGACAUUGGAGACCAGAGGUUUUCCGAUUUAAAAAGCCAUACAAAUGCAGGCCCCUUAAAAUACAAGGACAAGGAUGUUACUGUGAUCUUCAGAAGACGAGGGGGGGAUGACCUUGAGCAGAGUUAUGCCAAGUGGGCUCAGACUGUUGAAGCAGCCCCAGAUGUGAUCAACAUGACAUUUAUUCCCAUUGCCUCUUUGCUCGAAGGAGUUCCUGGAAUAAAGCACCUAAGUCGUGCUAUAGAAUUAUACUUGGAGUACAAGCCGCCUAUUGAGGAUCUACAGUAUUUCUUGGACUUCCAAAUUUCUCGGGUUUGGGCUCCAGAGCAGAACAAUCUACAAAGAAAGGAGCCUGUGUGUCCAUUUCUUCAGUUCAGUCUGAUGGGUCCAAAGCUUUAUAUAAGGCCCGAUCAGGUGACAGUUGGGCGUAAACCAGUCACAGGCCUCAGACUCAGCCUAGAAGGCAGUAAGCAUAAUCGUCUUGCUAUCCAUUUGCAACAUCUAGUGUCUCUUCCUAAAAUCCUUCAACCCCAUUGGGAUGCACACGUGGCUAUAGGUGCGCCCAAGUGGCAGGGUCCCGAAGAGCAGGAUAGCCGAUGGUUUGAACCAAUCAAGUGGAAAAAUUUCUCACAUGUUAGCACUGCACCUAUAGAGUAUACCGAUAUGUGCAUCGGAGAUCUAUCUGGCGUUCACAUUGUCACUGGUGCUCAGCUCGGUGUCUGGGAUUUUGGUGCCAAAAGUGUAUUACACCUUAAACUUCUCUUUUCCAAAGUACCCGGGUGCACAAUAAGGCGUUCUGUGUGGGACCACAGCCCUGCCAACCUGUCUGCUCCACAAAGACCUGAUGGUUCAUCAACUUCACUGUCAAACGAGAAAAUCCCUGAUGAUAGAAAAUUGGACGGUUCAAAUCAAGUCGGGAAACUGACAAAAAUCGUGGAUCCAACAGAAAUGUCAAAAGGACCACAGGACAUGCCAGGCCACUGGAUCGUGACAGGAGCCAAGCUUGGGGUGGACAAGGGAAAAAUUAUGUUACGGAUGAAGUACUCCCUAUUGAACUACUGAAUCAUGGUGAUAGGCGAUUAAUUUGUACCUGCAUUUGCAGGAUAGCUAACUCUUAAGCAUUUUUUUUUGCACAGGCGGCAUAUUUGUCUAUUCUGUUAAUAUAGUUAAUUCGUUUUGCUUGAAUCUUUUGUUGUUGAAUAGAAUGUAAGUUUUGCUCAUUUCUAUUUCUUGUUCUUUUUCGUAUGAUAUCUUCAUUAAAGUUGCA